AUGGACAGCAACGCCUCCCCCUCCUCCAACCACCCGUCCAUGUCGUUCUCUCCCGCAGGCGCCGACAUAGGCAGUGCUGGCCCUGGCUCUUCCCGGUCCGGCACAGUUACCGACCUCCCCCAAGCGCAAGUCGAUGCGAUUAUCCGCGCGAAACGCAAGGCGCGCGAACCGAAAGCCUGCUAUCCCUGCCAUGCGCGGAAGGUGAAAUGCGACCGGAACCUGCCAUGCGAUGGAUGUGUUAAGCGCGACCAUGCGGAGCUUUGCUCGUACGAGCGGCCGUCGAAGAGACGUGUUGGAACUGGCCCGGACACUGGUUAUUUGGAUGGUGGUGCCGGUCAUCCUGCUGUAGGCGCUGGCCCUGCCGCUGGUGGCACGAGGACGUCAGCUGGCGGGGAAGCUGGGCUAGAUGGUUCAGUCAGACUGAAGCAGGAGCCUGGGUUGAGUAGCCACACGAGCCCGGCGGGUGGCGGACGGGUCUCGAUUGCCCGCGAGGACUGGGAUAAUGUUCGCAACAAAUUAAGAGAGAUGGAGCAGACACUAGCGAUUAUGCGGGCAGGAUUAGACAAGGCCAAUGAGGAGGGUGUGGGGGUGCAUUCGACAUUGGAGACGGGAAGCGUGCAGAGCGCUGAUGCAAGCAACCGGUCGAAAGGCGGCUCUCCGGAGCGAGAGGGGAUUCUUGCCCCGAAUACUCUGGGCGAGGGUACAGUGCAUCUCGGAUCAAGAUCGGUCCUGGCUUAUAUUCUGAAUAACAAGUCUGGGUCCGAUCAAUUGCAGGCUUUGCUCGAGGGAGGGAUUUUGCCGAAGCUUGGUCUUGACAAUGAGUCUGCGACGUAUCCGUUUGUUGAUUUGUGGUCGUCCGAGAUGUCGACUUUUGACAUCAGUGCAGUCUGCUGUGCGCUUCCGACAGACCAGCAGUGCAAGGAGUUUUUCUGCUACUACCGAGAUAUCGCCGGCGCUAUCUAUCCUGUUAUCGAGGACGUAGCUUUGUUUGAGCGGAAUCUCGACCUUCUCCUGCACAAUAGAAACACUGCUGGCGGGGUGUACAGAGCAGAUGAUGACCAUGCGCAGAGGCCGUUUGGCAUGUCCAUUGCAUUCCUUGGUUUAUUGUUCGCGGUCCUGGCUUCCGGCUGCCAGUCAUCGGACUUGCCUGGUAAAGAACGGGAGCUGAGUUCACAGGUCUAUGUGUGCUGCUCGUAUCAAUGUCUCCGCAUGACAAACUUUCUGUCUCAGCCAACGAUAGAAGCCAUUCAGACUUUGCUGGUGAUUGGCAAUGUCUUAUCGUAUAACAUGAACCCAGGGAUCUCUUACGUUUUACUCGGCAUGACACUUCGAAUGGGCCUGGCGCUCGGCUUGCACGUUGAAUCGAGCCAUUUCUCCACAGUCGAACGUUAUCGACGGCGGCAUGUGUGGUGGUCCAUGGCAUGGCAGGACAGCCAUUUCUCACUAUCCUAUGACCGGCCGUCGACCACCGCUGUUAGUCAACCGGAGAUCGCGAAAAGGGAGGGCUCUAAGCCCGGCGAUUACACCUACUUCGAGUCUCUCUGCGGGGUGAUUUCUUUAGCUCUCAAAGUCGUCCGCAGCCGUAUGCUCAGUCCACACUCCCAACUGAGCUGGGAGAGUAUCCAAAACUACAAAGACCAGAUUCAGAAGAUCCUCAUCGAAGCGCGCCCCUAUCUCCGCGAUCCCAAAUACUGCAUUACUCCCACCGAACACCUCGAGCGCACCGUCCUCAAACUCCACUCCUCUUAUUUCUCUUCUGAGCUCUGCCGGCCAGCGCUCAAGUCCGCCAACGCGCGCGACCCGCAAACCGCUCGCAUGCGCGCCGAGUGUCUUGAACAUCUUAUGACGACAGUGGACGCGUACGUGGAGAUGCACACCGUCAGUCCACACGCCGCCCGAUCAUGGAUCACGCUACAGCGCGCAAUCAGCUCAAUCUUCCUUCUUGCCGUCACAGACGAAACCAAGUCGAACCCGCAGUUCUGGACCCUCCUUCGCAGACUCAAGGCCAUCAUUAGCGAACGUGCAGAAGCAGAGUUCGACUAUGGUGCAGACGCCACUGCCGCAUCCGCCGCCACGGCACCAGACCGCAGCCCUAUGAUCAACAGCCUCGGCCAGCCUAUUCCAAACCCGGCCGGCGCUUCACCAGCGGCACUGAGCUCGCCAGCCGGCGGGGUAGCCGUAGACCCGCAAACACAGUGGGCGAAGCCGUUAACGAAGACCCUCCGCGCGCUCGAAAAACUCGAAGCCGCCUUCCAUACCCAUACAUCCCCUCUUAUGACCACCGGAGCAUCGCCGACAUAUCUCAACCCGGUCACGGCGAUGCAUGGCACCACCAAUAACAUUGUUCCCGUUUCGACGUCAGCGUCGGCCUCUGGGAUGACGCCAAACCUGGGCUCGUUGCCGCCUCAUACGCCAGAGAGUUCGACGAGUGGGGAGUGGACAAUACCGAACAUCCUCGAUCGGGCGCAAGAGUAUAUACAUCCGCCUUUGUGGAGUUAG
Aspergillus nidulans FGSC A4 is the source of this 2499-nucleotide messenger RNA. Its product is annotated as putative C6 transcription factor. Lineage: Eukaryota; Fungi; Ascomycota; Eurotiomycetes; Eurotiales; Aspergillaceae. The record is from RefSeq and is a predicted model, not a curated record. The transcript is spliced from 4 exons. Gene Ontology annotation, cellular component: nucleus. Gene Ontology annotation, biological process: regulation of DNA-templated transcription; DNA-templated transcription; regulation of transcription by RNA polymerase II. Gene Ontology annotation, molecular function: DNA-binding transcription factor activity, RNA polymerase II-specific; zinc ion binding; DNA binding. Bases 1 to 2499 code for a protein of 832 amino acids.